Messenger RNA from Symbiodinium necroappetens, 1132 nucleotides. NCBI's taxonomy places the organism in Eukaryota, Dinophyceae, Suessiales, Symbiodiniaceae. The record is from the annotation of a GenBank genome assembly.
GCGCGCUCCCUUUGUGGGGCGCGAGUGCGAGCGCACUGGUCCUGGAGUUACACGACAAGCUGCUGAAGCAGUGCCAAGCACCCUUCGCCAGCUCAGUGUUGUUCCUACUGUGGGCACUGUGGUCCAGUUCAAAGAGUGCAAGCUGAGGCCCGAGUUGAACUGGUGUUUUGGAGUGGUGGAAAGCCGACAAGGCGGAGUGCUGACGGUCUGCCUGGCCGGAGGCUCCCUGGUGCAAGGUGUUGUCCUGGAGGACGUGAACCCGGUCGCCUUGAGCGACGUUGAGCCCUCAAGUGUGAGAGAGCUGCUUCAAGCUCAACUGGGAAAGACGCUGGGAGGGCAAACGCGCAUGCUCGAGCAAGCCAAGAAAGUGAAAGAGCUACUGGUGUUGUGGCACGGACGGUCGGCUUUGCUCCCGGCCUGGACGAAGUCGUUCUGGCAAGAGUUGGGGCUCUUGGAGUUCAAGGAGCUGAAGGAAAAGCUGGAAGAGCUUUCCACUGCGGGGGCUGUUGCGCAUUCCCUGGAUGCGUUCAGAGCUCAGGAGGGCAUAGCCUGGGGGGAAGACGAAGAUGGCCCCGAGAGCUGGGAGGCGGCGCUGCCGCCGGACCUCAAGCGAGCAGGGCCGGAGAUCUACUCCUCCAUGAAAGCGUCGGGCGUUCGUUGCGUGCGAGAUUGGGUCAACAGCAUGUUCAGCGUUGAGCAGAGGCAGUCUGCGCGCUACGUAGACCUGUUCAACGUGGCGACUCUGGUCGAUUUCAAGGCCAGGGAGGGUGGAUCUUCUCAGUCGAAGGUCUUGAGCAUCAUCGCUCAAGAUGAUACCUGCGAGGUGGCGUUGCGCCGCCUGGCAGCUUGGAUCCAUGAACGCCGGACGGGAGAUCGUGAUGCUGCGCAGAGCAUGCUGGCUAUUAAGCCUUCUUCCUUUUCGACAGAUGUGGCGCCGAGUUGGCUCGUCGCCCAAGCGGCUUCCUACAGUCAGUCGGAACACAAGCGCCGAGAGCGCGCCAGGGCCCAGGGCAGCGCUUCUCAUGGAAGCGGCGGCAGUGGCGGUGGCAAGGCUGGCGCCAAAGGUGGCAACGGCAAAGGCAAGGAGAAGAAGAAGGGUGCAGGCGGCAAGGCCGCCACUCAGGGGGACUAG